Molecule: messenger RNA, 1188 nt
Organism: Sorex fumeus (smoky shrew)
Lineage: Eukaryota; Metazoa; Chordata; Mammalia; Eulipotyphla; Soricidae
Gene: TMEM265
Product: transmembrane protein 265
Exons: 3
Coding region: 529-858 (109 amino acids)
Cellular component (GO): membrane
Source: RefSeq, a predicted model, not a curated record
GGUGGGAACUUUGGGCAUUUUUCUCCUCCCUCUUGCUCUUCCAAAGACCCCACUACCUGAUCUCUAACCCAGAAGUAAUACAUCUUUGAAGAGGCAGAACUCUCAACCCAAGAGGGAAUUGGCAAACCCUUCCCUGGUAGGGUUUGUUGCCCUGAAGUUGGUUUUCAGUUACAUAUUUUCCCUCUCCUGUUCCCUCAACUCCUGGUCUUUUCCUCAGAACUCCGAUGCCUUUGGCGUUUCCCUCUUGUCCUUCUUGCUCAGGUACUUCCACUCCUUUUCCAGAAGGCAGACAUCUUACCUCCAGUUAAUCCAUCCGUUGCCCUCCCUUUCAUUCUUCCAUCUAGCCAAACUGGUUUGAGUCAGCCACACCCCUUUCCAAGCUCCUGGGGUUCUUCAGGUGGUGGCAGGCUACCCAACCCCACCCCUGGGUUUGGCUUGGAGCCCUGAGUCUGCUCCAUCUCCACCCAAGCCAAAUCAAACCUGAGGCAGGAGCCGAAACUCACAGUCUCUCAAGGCUAUCGGCAGGUGAUGGAGGACGAGGAGAAGGCAGUGGAGAGCUUGGUGUGCAAAACGGAAGCUUCUCAUUCUCCAUCCCCCAUCCGUUGCUGCUGGCUCCGCCUCCGCUACUGGGCAGCUACUAGCAUUAUCUGUGGCUGCUCUUGCCUGGGAGUUGUGGCCCUUGUUUUUGCCAUCAAGGCGGAAGAGCGGCAUAAGGCAGGCCGAUCCGAGGAGGCAGAGCACUGGGGGGUCCGGGCCCGGAGGCUCAUCCUGGCCAGCUUUGUCGUCUGGCUUAUGGUCCUCAUUCUGGGCCCCCUGCUGCUGUGGCUGCUCUCCUACGCCAUCGCCCAGGCUGAGUGAACCUGGGUGGCCUCUGCUGAGAGUCAGCUAGACUUCCUGGAUCCUGCAAUGUGGAAUUGCUAGGGUCCGGUACCAGCAGAGGUCUCUCAUGGCUGGAAGGAUGGUGCCUCUCAAGGGGCUUUGGAAGAGAACUUCUAGCCCUUUCUCUGAGGAGGCGGAGCUGAGACUGAUGAGGGGGAAGUCAGCUUGCUCUGUUCUUUCAGUGCCCUCCACCCCAGUACCCCCCAACCCUACCCCGUCCUAUGGAUCUCUAUUCAAAGGUGGGGUUGAAGACCAGGCCGACUUUUAUUAGAAUCUGUUUUGUAAUAAAGAGCUUUUUUAGUGGUGAAA